ACAUUAAGCACUGCAGGAUGAGCUCUCCGGGGAAAUUGUACAGUGUUGCCAGCACUCUGAGGGCUGGUCCCGUGGGACGCAAUGUACUUCUUCUAUCUCCAGCUUCUGGAGUCAUAUGAUUAUGUGAAGAUCUCAGCUUUCACAACAAUGAAAAGUAGGUUUCUAGCCGUUGAGACUGAAAAGAAAAACUGGCAAAUGUCACCUCCUAAAGGUACUGGAUCAGAAGACAAACAAAAAGGAAUCUCAGCUCUAUCAAAAGCCUGAUUUUUUAAGCUAACUGCGUGGCUUAAAACCAGCAUGGUUUUGAGUACCAACUGUUAACUUUUGAAUACUUGGAAUAAGACACAACACUGUGGAAUUCUUGAAGAGAGAAAAAAUUGCUCCUUGUUUGUCCUGUCUUCUCUCCCUGCCCUUCUUCCUUCUUUUCUAAGGCUCUAGCCUUUUGCUUGAUGUUUUCUCAGUCCGGAGAUGCCAUUGGAGGAGGAUGCUGUCAACCAGUCAGCUGGAGUAUUUUUUCCAUCUUUGCUUUUGCCACGUGUGGAGGCUUUCAAGGCGAAACUACCCUCCUAGUUUCCUGCAAAGGUGUGGUAAACAAAACAAUUACAGCUGCUUUUGCUUAUCCAUUCAGGUUGAAUACUGUUGUAUUUAGUGCUCCAGACCCAAAACGCUGUGGUGGUACUUGGACUGAUGUCUAUCUCGUGGGCAACUUCUCCUCUUCUGUGCAGUUCUUUGUUACGCUUGCAGUGUUGGCAUUCCUCUACUGUAUGGCUGCCCUUGUGGUAUAUGUUGGAUAUAAGCACGUGUAUCAGCAAAACAGCAAGUUUCCACUAACUGACUUGGCUGUCACUGCCAUAACAGCCUUUCUGUGGCUGGUUGGUACUUUUGCUUGGGCAAAGGCACUUGCUGACAUCAAAAUGUCCACAGGGGCCAGCGUUAUUCCAGGAAUUGAAGCUUGCAAAGCACCAGGAACAACUUGUCGUUUUGCUUCUGUGACCAGCAUGAAAACUCUGAACAUGUCUGUGGUGUUUGGCUUGAUUAAUAUGCUUUUAUGGGGAGGAAAUGUUUGGUUUGUAUACAAGGACACCAACCUGCACAACCAACCAAACAGGAUUUCUCAAAUUACAGGAGUAUAUUCAGCUCAAAGAGGAAUAUAAGAACAAGGUGACACUUUGAAGUACUUUCACUUUUACAUCACACUGCCAAGAGCAUGGAGCCAUUAGGAUUUAUUUCAAUAAUAACUGAUAAUACUUUGUACAAACUGCUGUUUUGUACUAUGGUUUGAUACAAGGUCUUAGAUAUUCCAAUUGAAGUGUUUAAUUAUCUUGAAAUACAUCAUGCCUUUCAAAGCUGUCCAGCUUUUAAUUACAGUUUUUGAAGAGCAAAAUGUUGAGGUUAUCUGUACCCUGACCCUUUCAGGUUGUUAAAUUAGCCUUACAGGAGGAAUGAGUGAGAAGCAAUUGCAUCUGAGUUAUUACUGCAACUUCUGUAGGUCUAACAAGGUUUGGCUGAAAAAUGCAGUGUAAAUGUGAAAAUUCAGUUUCUUCCUGUCACUGAUACCUUGCAAAAGCCAUCUGAGUAAAACUGUCAGAGUUGCCGACAUCACAUGUUGGUUUCCAGAUAUUCUAUUCAGAUUACUGUAUUAAAUCUGCUGAUGGGACAUUAUUCCUGUGUUUAAUAUGCUUCUCCUAUGUAAUGGCUCAGGACAAUCUCUGAACUAAUUUAGCAAAGAUGAAUGUAUAUGUGUGCAAUAAAGUACUUAAAUGCUUUAAAAAAAAAGUAUGUAGAAAUCAAAGCUGAGAUAUUUUAACUGUUAGUGUCUGGGCUUCUGUGGAUUUUUUGAGGUGUGUGAACAGUGCUUGUGUGUGAAAGGAUGUUGUUCAGCUUAUUCAUUGGGAGCGGUAUUUGAUUCUUCUCAUGUGGAUCUCUUUAAGAUAUCUGGCUCCCUGUAGUGUUCAGCAAAUGUUUGUUUUGAUGAAUUUAAUAAACAAUUGUUCAGAUAAUUUUUCAUUUUUACUGUUUAGGAUUAAAAUGGACAUAAUAGGGACUAUAUAGCACAGUGUGACUGAGCUACUGACUUUCUGAUAGUAAACUUCCAGUCCAAAGAGCAUAAUAAAAUGACUGUUGCUGAAAGAA
This is a messenger RNA of Columba livia (rock pigeon), 2133 nucleotides long. RefSeq names its product synaptophysin like 1 (gene SYPL1). The record is from RefSeq and is a predicted model, not a curated record. The transcript is spliced from 5 exons. Gene Ontology annotation, cellular component: synaptic vesicle; synaptic vesicle membrane. Bases 450 to 1154 code for a protein of 234 amino acids. Lineage: Eukaryota; Metazoa; Chordata; Aves; Columbiformes; Columbidae.